UGAAAGGAAGCGCGAAUAGAUGCCGUGUUAUUAAGGUUAAUACUUUGACAACAUGGCAGGUUGGGCUGGUUUCACUGAAGAAGAUCUUCGGAUACUAAAGGUUUCUGUCAAAGACAGUCAUGGCGUCGCCAAAAAACCAGCCCAACUUAAGCGUCCAAGAACAGCAAGAAGCCAGUUUGUCAGUCAGUUUGGAGAGUCGCCAGAACCAGUCCUUCAUCCAUCACAGCGGCUGAGUCAACCACAAACUACAGACAAGCUAGCCACCAAUAAAACAGACAAGGCAGCGGCUAGUAGUCACCAUGGUAACACGACAACUACAGAUGUUGCAGCUAAGAUCCAGAACAAAGAUGGACAGCAUCCAGUAUCAACAGAUUCGUCCGUUGCCAGUGACAACGUGAAAGUGGUUCGGGAACUGGAUGAAGUUGAAGCUAUCAGUGUGGAUAUAAACAAAAUGGAAACCUUUCAGAAACAGCAAAAGAUGAUCCAAGAAGCAAACAAACAAAAACGAGAAUAUUUGACAAAAACCAUCAGUGAACGACAGAAGAAGGCGAAGGCGGAAAAUGCGAAGUUGACGAAGAUUCAGAGAGAACUGAGUCACCUUGACGACUUACUGUCAACAGAUGUGGGAAUAAUCCGAGACAAGAUCGAAGAGGCCAGUCUGCAGUACCAGGAGGCUCAGAGGAAAUAUGAAAAAGCAGAGCAAGACUUCAUCAAAGCGAAAAUGAAUCUGUUUGAAAAGGGAGAGACGAAGGAACAACUGACGGAGCAUCUCUAUACAAUUAUAAACCAGAACGAGGUACGCAAAGCCAAGAAGCUGGCCGAGCUCAUGAAACAGCUGGAGAUGGAGAUCUCAUUGGAGGAGAUGGAGAUACAGAUUCCAGCCAUUCCUCCACUGAUGAACUUCAACUCGGUUCACACGAUCAACAGUCCAUUACGCAAGAUGUCAGACGUCCCUUCUCACCAGAACCACGGCAGUGGAGGAUCACUGUCAGGUGGGACCAGUGAAAAACAAGGUAACAUUCAACAAGUGACCAAUGAGAAACAGGUUAACAUUCAACAAUCAACCAAUGAAAAAGCAGGUAACAUUCAACAUUCAACCAAUGAGCAUGCAGCUAAGACUUCAAAUGUGACCAGUGAAAAUGGAGUUAACAUGAAUGCGGCUCCAACUAGUUCAGAUGUUUCCGAUAAAACAACACUUUUACAGAUGUGUACACUGCCAGGAUCACAGUCAGAAUCCUGUGGUAAAGACCAGAUAGAAGGAAGUCAAAGAACAGAAGAAGUUACAGAUAAAACAUCUGGUCUGACCGAUCCAUCAACACCUGCCGUGAAAGAUCAGCAUGCUGAAAACAAAACUGUUGAAAGUAAUAGUGCAAUAUUGUCAGGAGCAGAUAACACUGGCACCAGCUCAAGUAAAAACGGUAUCAUUCACGAUACUAACCAAAACUGUUUAAGUGUUAACACAGCGGAACGUGCUGUGCCGUCCUCUUACACUACUGCAGAGUUGAACAAUAAUGGAAGUACUUAAGACUGAGAGUGCUUAAGUAUUUAAUGUUUAAUUAGUAUUCUGAAGGAAAGAAAUAAGGGAUCAUACGAUCACCACCUCCAGCAGGAAAGGGUGAUUGCAACCAAAACCAUCAUCCAUUGUGUCAGGAAGGUAACCGUGUUACUGGCAUUCAAUACCACAUUACUGACACCAGCCCAACAUUACAAGUUUGUACAGACAUCAGGAUGAUAAUAGGGACUGAAAUUUGGUUGACAAUAUCAAGUGUUCCCUUAUUUCUUUCUCAGAGUAUAUUGGAGAUAAUGAUCUAUUUUUGAUGGUGAUGUUUCAUUCUCUUUUGCAGUGACAUACCUCUAUCUACAUUUAAAUAUUUUGUACAAAAUUAUUCUCCCAUAUUGGAUUCAGUAAUACUGCUACACAUAGUUUACCAAGAGUAGAUAACUCUUACAGGAGUGGUAAAGAAAAGGUGGCUGUAUGUGAUAACAACGAAAGGUUUUAAGUGGUGUUCCAGAAUUGAUCACAUCUACAUGAAUGUGAGGGCAGCAGUUGUGUCAUAUCUAUGACUAUAAAACAAUAACAUUUUGUUUAACCCAACUAUGCAAAGAAAACAAAAUUGACCCAUGUGCUGUUCAAUUAAAAUGAUAUUAUUGCCUUCACCUCUGACCCCUUGUGAUAUUAUGGAACAGCUCUAAAUGUUGACUAAAGAUGCCUCUCUCUGUGUCUCUCUCUCUCUCUCUCUCUCUCUCUCUCUCUCUCUUCUCUCUCUCUCUCUCUGUCUCUCUGGCAGAGUUGAACAGUAAUGGAAAUAUUUCAUAUUUCUCUCUUUUAGACAAUCUAUUUUUGAUGUUCAUGUAUCAUUCUUUUUCACUUCAACAGAAUUGUGCUGUACAUGUACAAUCAUGGAAUUCCUUACUGUUUCGUUAUUUAAGAUAAUAAUAUAUUUUUGAUGCUGUUAUAUUCCCUGAAGCAGUCACAUAGCUUUCUUCACAAGAGAUACAUUAAAUAUAGACACUCAUAUUCUAAACAAUAAGCCAUAUUUAACAUAUUAAUUUUUAUUUGUUAAAAGUUUGUAUUAUAUUUAACAUGUUAUUUUUAUUUGUUGAAAAUCUGUAUUAUAUUUAAUAUGUAAUUUAGAUUUGUUAAAAAUCUCUGUUUGUUGGAAACGUGUUACCAUGGCAGCAAACCCAGGACUGUCUGAUGAAAACCACUGGGUGUGGUUAACCGUCCUGUUUCUCUCUCAUAGAGUUGAACAAUAUCCAGGUCCUGUUUCUCUCUCAUAGAGUUGAACAAUAUCCAGGUCCUGUUUCUCUCUCACAGAGUUGAACAAUAUCCAGGUCCUGUUUCUCUCUCUCACAGAGUUGAACAAUAUCCAGAACCUGUUUCUGUCUCACAGAGUUGAACAAUAUCCAGGUCCUGUUUCUCUCUCACAGAGUUGAACAAUAUCCAGGUCCUGUUUCUCUCUCACAGAGUUGAACAAUAUCCAGGUCCUUUUUCUCUCUCACAGAGUUGAACAAUAUCCAGGUCCUGUUUCUCUCUCACAGAGUUGAACAAUAUCCAGGUCCUGUUUCUCUCUCUCACAGAGUUGAACAAUAUCCAGAACCUGUUUCUCUCUCACAGAGUUGAACAAUAUCCAGGUCCUGUUUCUCUCUCACAGAGUUGAACAAUAUCCAGGUCCUGUUUUUCUCUCACAGAGUUGAACAAUAUCCAGGUCCUUUUUCUCUCUCACAGAGUUGAACAAUAUCCAGGUCCUGUUUCUCUCUCACAGAGUUGAACAAUGUCCAGAUCCUUUUUCUCUCUCACAGAGUUGAACAAUAUCCAGGUCCUGUUUCUCUCUCACAGAGUUGAACAAUAUCCAGAUUCCCAUGUUCAUACAUGUUAUUGUAGAUACGUCAACAAAUAGUACCUUACCUUGUUCAUUGUCAUUUAUUCUUAAAGGCAUACUGUCACGGAUUUAAUGACCUUAUUUCUCUAAAAAUGGAUAAUAACUAAAAAUUACAUUAAUUGUUGAAAACCAAAUCUAGCUAUUGCAUCACCUUA
Molecule: messenger RNA, 3538 nt
Organism: Gigantopelta aegis
Lineage: Eukaryota; Metazoa; Mollusca; Gastropoda; Neomphalida; Peltospiridae
Product: RAB6-interacting golgin-like
Exons: 5
Coding region: 53-1525 (490 amino acids)
Biological process (GO): non-motile cilium assembly
Source: RefSeq, a predicted model, not a curated record